This is a messenger RNA of Bufo bufo (common toad), 1769 nucleotides long. Its product is annotated as gastrula zinc finger protein XlCGF17.1-like. The record is from RefSeq and is a predicted model, not a curated record. The transcript has 2 exons. Bases 38 to 934 code for a protein of 298 amino acids. Gene Ontology annotation, biological process: regulation of transcription by RNA polymerase II. NCBI's taxonomy places the organism in Eukaryota, Metazoa, Chordata, Amphibia, Anura, Bufonidae. Gene Ontology annotation, molecular function: DNA-binding transcription factor activity; RNA polymerase II cis-regulatory region sequence-specific DNA binding.
GUAUAUAGAAGGACACAAGGACCUGUACAAGGAGGCCAUGAUGGAGGAGCACCAGCCUCUUAUAUCACAAGAAAAUCCCAGUAAGAAAUGUGAAAAUGUUAUGUUACCACUAGAUGAAGAUAUCAUGCAGCGCUCUUCAGGAGAAAACCUCAUUACCCUUAAUGUACAUCCAGGACUUCACAGUACAGAUCUGUCAUAUAAUCCUUCUAGUUAUGAGGAACCAUCUCCUGACCAAUCACAGAUUGUUACCGCAAGUACAAGUCAAAAAAGGAUUAAAUGGUUUCAUUGUGGUAAAGAAUCCACAAACAGCUCAGGACUUUCUACACACCGAAGAUGUCACAAAGGAGAGAAAAUGUAUUCAUGUUCAGAAUGUGGGAAAUGUUUUAUAUAUAAAUCACAUCUUGUUAUACAUGAGAGAAGUCACACAGGAGAGAGACCAUAUUCAUGUUCAGAAUGUGGGAAAUGUUUUAUAUAUAAAUCAGAUCUUGUUAAACAUGAGAGAAUUCACACAGGGGAGAAACCAUAUUCAUGUUCAGAAUGUGGGAAAUGUUUCACAUGGAAAUCAAUUCUUGUUAAACAUGAGAGAAUUCACACAGGAGAGAAAGCAUAUACAUGUUCAGAAUGUGGGAAAUGUUUUAGACAAAAAUCAUAUCUUGUUACACAUGAGAGAAGUCACACAGGCGAAAAGCCGUAUUCGUGUUCAGAAUGUGGGAAAUGUUUUACAAUGAAAUCAAGUCUUGUUAUACAUAAGAGAAAUCACACAGGAGAGAAACCAUAUUUAUGUUCAGAAUGUGGGAAAUGUUUUACAGAGAAAUCCAAUCUUGUUACACAUGAGAGAAGUCACACAGGAGAGAAGCCAUAUUCAUGUUCAGAAUGUGGGAAACGUUUUUCAGAUAAAUCAAAUCUUCUAAAACACAAGAAGAAUCACACAUGAGAGAAGCUGCAUUCAGAAUGAGAAAAAUGUUUUUGUUUCUAAAGCCAUAAUUAGGGGUCAUUAGUGAAGUCACACAAGAGAGAAGCCAUAUGGCCACAAUAUAAGGAAACAAUAUAUCACUGGGUCAUAGACAUUGUCUUCAUUUCAGGUUGUAUAUUUGGAUAUAAAAGCUUAAUUGAUGUCACGUUACGACUUCUAUAAAACAUCUGAGAAAUCCUGUUUAGGAAGACAUAUAUUCUGUUCAUUAAUAUUGGAAUUGGAGCACCGCACACUAUAAUUACUGGUGCCAGCAAGGACUGUAUAUUCUUAUUUAGUAGUAUGCAAAUUGCGGCACACAGAUUAUUCAGCUGCAAUUUCAAUAUUUUAUUGGUGCGAUAUCAUACAAAUCGUGAUCCAGUUACAUCAUGAAUUAGUUUGGUUAACCGCUCUCUAUAAUAAUGGCGACCGUACGUUUCGGUCCAGGCGGACCUUCUUCACCGGUCUGAUUAUCUGUAGUUAGUGGUAGAGAAGGUCUGGGCUGGAUCACAUAUAUUCUGUUCAUUAGUAGAAAAUUGCAGCACACAGCUUUUUUAUUUGCCGUAAAGUUACGUUUUAAUAGUAUUUCAUCAUAUGAAAAUCAUGAUCCAGUGCAAUUACAGGACAUAUAGGGAAGUCAUAUACAUUUCAAUAUGGCGACCGGACAUUUCGGCCCGUCAGUGCCUUCUUCAGCGCUCUAUGAUCUGGGGAUGGCUUCCUGUCAGCGCCACCCUUGACAGGAAGCCAUCCCCAAAUCAUAGACCGCUUCAAUUUUCUACUAUUGGAUUACGACUCCCAAGUCCUUGCUAGCACCAGCGAC